CAAAAAUGCGGUCAUAUGUGUGGCCACUAUUGGUGGCCGCGUUUAUGGCGGGCGCCGACGGCCAGUACCUGACAAAAGCCGAGCGCAAGUUAAAAGUGAAUUCGUUGGACUGUUUUCAUACAUACAAUGAGAGUAUUUAUGAGUACGAGUUCGAGACAAUCGAUGGCCAGCGGAACGUAUCGCUCGGCGAUUACCGCAACCAUACGCUACUCAUCCUGAAUGCACUCAAACAGCAAUUUUCAAACAAAUUAUUUGAAAUCAUAGCCUUUCCAUGCAAUCAAUUCGGAAUGCAAGAACCGGGCGGUUCGGGCGCCGAGAUUCUCAAUGGCAUCAAAUACGUGCGUCCGGGCAAUGGAUUUGAGCCAAACUUUUUAUUUUCCAAAAAGAUUGAUGUGAACGGCGAUAAAGAGCACCCGAUUUACUCAUAUCUUAAGAGAUCCUGUCCUUCAACUCAAACUGAAUUCAGUGGAAGAGAUCGACUCUUUUAUGAUAAACUACACGUACGGGACGUGCGAUGGAAUUGGGAAAAGUUUUUAAUACAUCCCACUUCUGGACAACCCAUCAGACGAUAUGACGCCAGUCUUGAGCCCCACAACAUCGCCACUGAUAUCGCGAAGAUUGCCUUAAACCGCACCACAACUGGUCCUAUCAAUAACGCCAUUCAGACUAGACUU
Medioppia subpectinata is the source of this 674-nucleotide messenger RNA. NCBI's taxonomy places the organism in Eukaryota, Metazoa, Arthropoda, Arachnida, Sarcoptiformes, Oppiidae. The record is from the annotation of a GenBank genome assembly.